Molecule: messenger RNA, 872 nt
Organism: Prunus avium (sweet cherry)
Lineage: Eukaryota; Viridiplantae; Streptophyta; Magnoliopsida; Rosales; Rosaceae
Source: RefSeq, a predicted model, not a curated record
GACCAAAGAUGAAGGCAGCUCUGCCUCUGCUACUAUGUUUGGUAGCUUUGCUUGUUGCGCCUCAGAUUCUCUCGGGGUUUCCCUUGCCUUCCACUUCCACAGUGCCAGCUUUCCUCUGGUCACCCCAUUACGAUCAAGUGAAGGCAGCCAUAAAUUACCAGACUAUCUCUCCAAUGGAUUUAGCUAAGUCUGUUCUUUCAGAAGGUGGCUGGUCGAACAUACUGUGCUCUGGAAACAAAUUUCAUCAGCCUUUGGAGCUGGCUCUUGUCUUCGUUGGUAGAGAGUUACAAUCUUCAGAUAUUCCUGCAAACAAACAUGCAGAUCCAGCUCUUGUGGACUUGCUCAAAGGUUCUUUCACAGGAUCCAAUUUCUCAAUGGCCUUCCCAUAUGUUGCUGUACCAGAGGAGGAUGCCAUGGAAAAUUCUUUGGUGUCAGGGAUUUCGGAGACUUGUGGGCAGGAUUUUGGAUUCAGUAACGUUGCUUUCUUGGAGUCGUGCUCUAUUGAGGGUGAAAAUUUUCAAAAGCUUGCAAACCUGCAAUCGUUCCAUGAUUAUCUUGGUUCAAGGACGGAGAAGAGAUCCAAUGGAGAAGUAGAUUUGGUUGUGUUCUGCCAUAAAGGAUCUGGUUCUUCCAAAGAACUUGACCAAACACUUUCGGAGGGUAAAAUUUUUUCCGAGCUUAUUAGUUCCAUGGAUCAGUCUGGGGCAAAAUAUGGAGUUCUAUAUGUUUCAGAUCCCAGUAAGUCAAUCCAAUAUCCUUCUUAUCGAGAAUUGCAAAGGUUUCUUGCUGAAAGUGCUUCAGGAAAUGCAUCAUCACUCCUUGAAAAUUUCAGCAACUUAUCACUUUCAGUUUCUUCCUCAGAGAACUGGUGA